Molecule: messenger RNA, 1698 nt
Organism: Sinocyclocheilus grahami
Lineage: Eukaryota; Metazoa; Chordata; Actinopteri; Cypriniformes; Cyprinidae
Product: disks large-associated protein 1-like
Exons: 6
Coding region: 1-1698 (565 amino acids)
Biological process (GO): signaling
Cellular component (GO): glutamatergic synapse; postsynaptic specialization
Molecular function (GO): molecular adaptor activity
Source: RefSeq, a predicted model, not a curated record
AUGCUGUGUACUUUUUCCCUGCAGGUGCCUCAGGAUGAGUGGGGGGGUUAUCCAGGGAUUGAGAAGGAGGAGGAGAUCCCAUGUCGUCGGAUGCGUAGCAGUAGUUACGUCAAAGCCAUGGGAGAUGAUGAUAGUGGUGAGUCUGAUACCAGCCCCACGACGUCACCUCAGAAGACUGUGCGGUCCGAUGCCCUUGUCCUCAAAUCAGCCAUGCAGAGGCCACAUAUAGACACCCAAAGCUCUGGCUACCACUUGCAAACAACGAGAGAUAUGCGCCCUCAUCCCAGCGUGUCUCUGGACCCAGCAACCAACUUCAACCUCCCACAGUUUCGCUCCAGAAACCAGAGCUACAUGCGUGCAGUCAGUACCUUCAGUCAGGCAAGCUGUGUCAGCCAGGUGAGUGAGACUGAGGUCAAUGGCCAGUUUGAGUCAGUUUGCGAGUCCGUUUUUAGCGAAGUAGAAUCCCAGGCCGUGGAGGCCUUGGACCUGCCCGGCUCUUUCCGCACUCGAAGCCACAGUUACCUGCGUGCAAUUCAGGCUGGGUAUUCCCAAGAUGACGACUGCUUGCCUUCAAUGACAUCCUCUACUGUUACUUCAACUCUCAGAUCCACAACAGGAAGACUUAAAAGCAGUAAUUUAAGUUACGUGAGUGAGACUGAGGUCAAUGGCCAGUUUGAGUCAGUUUGCGAGUCCGUUUUUAGCGAAGUAGAAUCCCAGGCCGUGGAGGCCUUGGACCUGCCCGGCUCUUUCCGCACUCGAAGCCACAGUUACCUGCGUGCAAUUCAGGCUGGGUAUUCCCAAGAUGACGACUGCUUGCCUUCAAUGACAUCCUCUACUGUUACUUCAACUCUCAGAUCCACAACAGAGGGGUAUGAUGCAAUGGAGGGCACCUCAUUGCUAAAUGAGGAUAUAAUUGAUGACGAUGAUGGCGCCAGCUCCUCGGCUUAUCAAGAAAUUGAGCGGUUUGAAAGAGAAAAUGCUGCGCGUAGUCAACACAGCACCAGUUCCACGGUCACGGCUGUCUCCAUUCCUCCUACCUCCACACAUGCCUACCAAGUCCCGUGUCCGCCCCCAUCCCAGCCCCCACCGGAUCCUCCCGUCCCGCAGGCUAUUCAGGCUUUCAAGGAGUCCGCAAACAUGGUGGCCGCCUUCAACAUGCAGUGGAAGGAGGAGAUUUCGGCAAUGCGCUAUGAGCUAGCGGAGCUGCGCAGGGACGUCUGCGGAGAGCUCAAGACUUUUAACAGCAACUUCUUUAAUUUCACGCAGUGCUACAACAUGUGGACAAUGUGCCGGGAGGCUGCCACUGGCACCAAUUCCAGCACCAGCGAAAGGGUGUCCGUUGGCGUCCAGACUGGCGCUAACGGCCUGGUGAGACAAAACACUGCAGACGCCUCAGUAAUGUGCCAGCCCGAACCGGCUGCCUUCAACAUUUUCGACUUGAUGGAGCCUCCACGCAUCAAGAUCACAGAGGGAACUCCUGAAGGAACCACGGCCACCAACAGCCCAACCAGUCCUACCAGUCCAGGUAGAGCCACCACUGGCCCAUCGCUGUCCAAGCCAUUGGGAAGGUCCAAAUUGGACACUGGCAAGAAGAAGAAGAGCUGCAGUCGAGCGGACGGUCAAAGAAGUGCCAGCCUUGAACUCUGGUGCAGAAAGUACACUAGUGGACCAAUGUCCUACUUAUCUCUAUCCUUCUGA